This is a messenger RNA of Microtus oregoni (creeping vole), 4495 nucleotides long. RefSeq names its product RNA polymerase III subunit F (gene Polr3f). The coding region runs from base 289 to 1239 and encodes 316 amino acids. The record is from RefSeq and is a predicted model, not a curated record. NCBI's taxonomy places the organism in Eukaryota, Metazoa, Chordata, Mammalia, Rodentia, Cricetidae. The transcript is spliced from 9 exons. Gene Ontology annotation, cellular component: RNA polymerase III complex. Gene Ontology annotation, biological process: transcription by RNA polymerase III.
CGGCUGGAAGGGCCUGAGAGAGUGCACCCCUAUUUAGCGUACGGGGGCCCGAGCCUUUAAUCGGACAUGCACUGAAAUUUAGGAAUAACAGAAAAAGAGCCUGUGGCGACACCGCUGAGCAGAACGGAGCAGGCAAACCUCGGACGCCCCAAGCCGACCCGACGAAGAAGGCCCGGCGCGACCGGACGAAAAGGCCCCUCGCCCGCCCGGCGCGCGCCUCCUCCCGUACUCGGGGCUCUCAGCGCGCUUCCCGGGGCGAAUUUUCCUCUAGUCUGGAAAACCGCCCUUAUGGCUGAGGUGAAGGUAAAGGUGCAACCGCCGGACGCGGAUCCGGUGGAAAUAGAAAACAGAAUUAUAGAAUUGUGCCACCAAUUCCCUCAUGGAAUCACAGAUCAAGUAAUUCAAAAUGAAAUGCCUCACAUAGAGGCCCAACAGCGGGCAGUGGCCAUCAACAGACUAUUGUCUAUGGGUCAGUUGGAUCUUUUAAGGAGCAAUACAGGCCUUUUAUAUAGAAUAAAGGAUUCUCAGAAUGCUGGUAAAAUGAAGGGGUCCGAUAACCAAGAAAAACUAGUCUACCAAAUCAUAGAGGAUGCAGGGAAUAAAGGAAUAUGGAGCAGAGAUAUUCGAUAUAAAAGUAAUUUGCCAUUAACGGAAAUCAACAAAAUUCUCAAGAAUCUGGAAAGUAAAAAACUUAUCAAAGCUGUGAAGUCUGUAGCAGCCUCCAAAAAGAAGGUUUAUAUGCUCUAUAACCUACAGCCAGAUCGAUCUGUGACUGGCGGAGCAUGGUACAGUGACCAGGAUUUUGAAUCUGAAUUUGUUGAGGUGCUUAACCAGCAGUGUUUCAAAUUCCUACAAACCAAGGCGGAAACCGCAAGAGAAAGUAAACAGAAUCCAAUGAUUCAGAGAAACAGCUCGUUUGCUUCAUCCCAUGAAGUGUGGAAGUACAUCUGUGAAUUGGGCAUCAGUAAGGUGGAGUUGUCCAUGGAGGACAUCGAGACCAUCCUGAACACACUCAUUUAUGAUGGGAAAGUGGAGAUGACUAUCAUUGCUGCAAAGGAAGGCACUGUUGGCAGUGUAGACGGACAAAUGAAACUGUACAGGGCAGUCAACCCAAUCCUCCCACCUACAGGCUUAGUCCGGGCACCCUGUGGACUCUGCCCCGUUUUUGAUGACUGCCAUGAAGGUGGUGAGAUUUCACCAUCUAAUUGUAUUUAUAUGACAGAGUGGCUCGAAUUUUAAUAGAGAGCUGUGAAUCUUACUUACUUUGGCAAAUGAAUUACUUGGAGAGCAAAUACUUCAUGAUGGAACAUCCAGUUUCUUUGAAAGCAUACUUCACAAUGAUGGAUACUGACUUGCUGCUAUGAAAAUGUAUUUAUUUAUGAAGACAGAACACAAAACAAAUGAAAUUUAAUAAAGUUUAAUAGGGAAGUCUCUUCUGCAGUAAAAAAAUACCUUGAAGCUCUGGAAGACCAAGGAAAAGGGAGCCACCAAAUACUGUGACCACAGCUGGAGUGUGGAGAUACACGCUUAAAGCUAUUCCUAAGGUCUUCAUUGAAACUCAUCGUAUCGGGUUAUUACCACAGUUUCUGUUUGUUUUUCCUGGGUUUCACUGAGAAAUCACAAGUGGUGCAGCAGGGAGCUGCGAUGGGAGUGUGCAGAAUUGGGGUCUGAAGGGGCGCGGACAUUCCACACUGUCGGGUUCUCCUCACCUCCAUCCCUGUCACCCCACACGCUGUUGUCUGGGCCAUGUCUUCAGCUCAGGGAUACUCCAUCCUAAAGGGGAUAAUCUCACAAGUCCUUCAUUGUUAAGGCUGUAAAUUUCUCUGUAUGGCUUAAUUUUUGUUGUAGUAGGGAGGUGUGGGCCGCAUCCCGCCGCCCAGCUAGCUUAACCCCCUGAAAUAACCACACGGAAAUUAUAUUAAUUAAAUUACUGCCUGGCCCAUUAGCUCUAGCCUCUUAUUGGCUAACUCUCACAUCUUGAUUAACCCAUUUCUAUUAAAUCUAUAUAUCACCAUGUGACUGGCUUACCGGGAAAGAUUCAGCAUGUCUGACCUGGCAGCUGGCUCCAUGGUGGCUCUCUGACUGCCUUCUUCCUCCCAGAAUUUAGUUCUCUUUUCUCCAACUACCUAAGUUUCUGUCCUAUCAAAAGGCCAAGGCAGUCUCUUUAUUUAACCAAUGAAAGCAACACAAAUAUGGAAGGACCUCCUACACAAAAUUUUACUAUUUGCUGAAAUUUUUUCCAGAUUCUUACUUUACGUCUAUAGUAUGAUCCUCUCUGCCACCAGCAUCAAAUUCAAAUUUUUUAAUCUAAUCCCUGUGUGGAAUGCGAUAAGUAGGACCUUUGGAAGGUGAGAGGUGGUGAAUGUGGAGUCCUCAUGAGUGGAAUCAGGGCCUGUACAGAAGAGACCCAAAGUGUUCUGUUGGCCUCUGUUAGGCAAGAAUACAGGGAGAAGAAAAAGGAAGCGGGCCCUUGUUAGGUCAUAUAUCUGCCAGCACACUGGACUCCCCCGCUUUUGAAUCAUGAUAAUUAAAUAUAUUUUCUUGAUAAACCAUCAGCCAAUAGCAGCAGUUCUCAGGUUGAACAACCUUUUCAAGGGGUCAUCUGAGACCUUCAGAAAACACAGAUAUUUACAUUACAAUUCAUAACAGUAUGAAAUUACAGUUAUGCAAUAGCAACAAAAAUAACUAUGGUUGUGGGUCACCACAACAUGAGUGACUGCAUUAAAGGUUGCAUUAGGAAAGUUGAGAACCACUAUCUGUACUGUUCUAUCAGACAGAAGAGACAGUAGCUAAUCAUUUAACUUGUACUAAAACUAGCUGUGUAUGUGGUGCACUCCUUUAAUACUAGCACUUGGGAGGCAGAGGUAGGCAGGUCUCGGUUAGUUCAAGACCAGCCUGGACCACAUAGUGAAUUUCAGGGCAGCCAGGGCUAUAGAGAAAGAGACCCGGACUCAAAUAAAUACAGAUCAUUGUCCUUCAAUGUAAGGGGUAGGAAUCUAUCUUACAGUGUUUUAGACUGGUCUCUUUUUUCCUUAAUUGUUUUCUAAAAACCAUGGUGUGAUGUGUCUAAGCAGAAAACCAUCACUAUAUAGUUCGUUAGCCCCAGCCGUUGGGCACUGGAAAACACUAAGUUAGUUGCCAUGCUGUUAUGCAGAAGAUAGCCAUAUAUCUUUAAGGAUCUCAGUAGUUGAUUUUUACUUUGUUUCUUCUUCUUCUUCUUUUUUUUUUUUUUUUUUUUUUUGAGACAAGGUUUUUCUGUGUGGCUCUGGCUGCUCUGGAACUUUGCAGAUCAGGCUAGCCUUGAACUCAGAUCCACCUUGUCUCUGCCUCCUCCACUAUGCCCAGCUUACUUUGUGUCUUCAAAGUUUCUUUGUGCAAGCCAAAAGCAUGGGCCAACUGACAGGGCUCACAGCCCACAAUUCUUUGAAGCUGAGCUCUACCAUUUGGUAGUAUUCUAAGUGUACAGCAUCAUUGGAGUUACCUUGAGAUAAAUGGGACCAAUAAAAUCCAACUUACUAGAUCAUUUUAUCAAUGAAUUCUGUGUCCAGCUCUAUAGAAUAAGCAUUUAAUGACACCAGCUCUUAAGUGUUAGAUUAUAUAUUAAAUGCAGGUUCCUCUUCUACCUCUAGUGGGGCUGACAUGGUAAAAAAGUGAUCACUCUUCCUGGAUCUGCCUGGCUUAUCCAAUAAGCACUAGUUUUAUUUUCCUAGAAAACUAGAUGUGUAGGAGACUUACAAAGGGGAGAAAGAAUUUUUUUUAAAAAAAAUGUUUAAUAUGUUCUCUAUUUUGUCUUUUUUGUUUUGUUGGAGAAGAAUCUCACUCUAGCCCACACUACCCUGGAGUUCACUUUAUGGUCUAGGCUGGCCUUGAAUUCAUGGUGGUCCUGAUUUAGCCUCCAAGUGCUGGGAUUACAGGCAUUUAGCAGCCUUACAUGGCUUUGUAUUGUCCUGAUGAUUAGAUACUGUUUUAAAUUUGCAGUCAGUGGCUAGAAGUGUUCCUUGCCUCACCAGAAUAAAGAGAUACUUUAAAAGUUUUUCCUCAUAUCAUAUUUUUACUGAAUAUUUUUUGCUUGUAGCAUAUUUACUCUUGAGUAUUAACUGAGAGAAAUAGAUAAGUUUAAAAAAACAUAGCAACUGUACUAUAAAUAAAAUGAAUUUGCCUACAGAAAUAAGCUAAAAUCAGAAGAAAUUGUGGGCAUCUAAAAUCAUGAUGCCACAAAGUCAAACUGCAGAUGAAGUCGUCUUUCCCACCUGAGAACACAUAUUCUAAGUCUGCUGAGGAUUCUGUUUUAAAGUGAUCCUACAUUGCCAGUCAUGGUGUACCAGCGUUGAUCCUACAGAGCGAGUUCCAGGACAGCCAGCAAUACACAGAAAAACCCCGUCUCAAAAAACAAAACAACAUUUGACAUCGUAAGUCUAUUUAAUGGUUUUUAAUGAAUAGUUAAUGUGGCUUCUCCUACAGAAUUUCCAAUUUGACAAUAAAUGUUUUAUAUGAG